AUGGCAUUCCCUUCAGCUUCAGAGCUAAACCUCUCCCCGCUCAGCGAUAAUUCUCCGACCCUACCUACCCGCACGACUGUGGAACCCACCUCCAGCUCCCGCAGCUGUGUCACUUGCCGCCGCCGUAAGGUCCGAUGUAACAAACGUUCGCCAUGCUCAAAUUGUACAAAGGCCGGGAUCAACUGUGUCUUCCCGCCCCCUGGCCGUGCCCCGCGUAAAUCGAAACGCCCCCCAGACGCUGAGCUGCUUUCGCGUCUGCGUCGUUUGGAGGGCGUUAUUGACCACCUCAAGAGUGGCCAGGCGGAGGGAAGCCCUCCAGCUCCGGGCAGCUCCUCGACGGGACCUUCCACUAUCCGGAGUGACACUUCGAGGUCUGAGGCUGAGCCGCAACAGCCACAACAACAACAACAAACACAACCCCAGCCACAGCAGGAUCACGGUUGUCCAUUUGAAAAAUUUGAAAACGCAGACCCGAGUAAUGCGCCAAAGAUACUCGAAAAUGAAUUUGGUCGACUGGUUAUCGAUGAAGGCCGCAGCCGAUACGUAAGCAAUCGGCUCUGGGCGAGUCUUGGUGACGAGAUCGAAGAGUUGCAGGAUAUUCUCGGUCACUCGUCCUCCGAUGAAGACGAAGUGGCUUCCCCAGAGUCGGCGCAUUCGGGCUCACAUGAUGGGUUCCUGUUCGGGUUCUACUCACUUUCACAGUCUCUCCAAGAGUUUUAUCCUCCCAUGCCCAAAGUAUCAAUGCUUUGGGAAAUUUACAAGGAAAAUGUCGCCCCUCUAAUCACUAUCGUACAUAGGCCAACAGCUCGGAACCUGUUCGCCGAAGCAGCAAAGAACCCAGGUGCUCUGGAUAAGAACCAGGAGGCUCUGGUGUUCUCAAUGUUCCUCUGCGCCCUUGUCAGUAUGAAGCCUGACCAGUGCAUGGCUCAAUUUGGCUUAGAUCGCACCACGGCCGUCAAGCGGUAUCGUUUUGCAACGGAGCAAGCACUUGCAAAAGCCGGGUUCCUCAACACACAGAGCUUGAUCCUUCUUCAAGCGGCGGUCAUGUUCUUGGUCUGUGUCCGACGAGAAGAUGAUAGCAAAUUUGUUUGGUCGAUGACUUCAAUUGUCUUACGCAUUGCUCAGGGCUUAGGUCUCCACCGGGAUGGAACCAACUUUGCUCUCAAACCAUUCGAAACUGAAAUGCGCCGCCGGUUAUGGUGGCAUAUCUCGCUGCUGGAUGUUCGAGCAUCAGAGGACCAUGGCACGGAUCCACUCAUCCAUGAGACCAUGUACGAUACUCGACUGCCAUUGAACAUUAAUGACGAAGAUAUCACGCCUGAUAUGGACGAGCCACCCGCAGAACGGGAGGGCUGCACAGAUGCUACAUUCUGUCUUAUCCGUUGCGAAAUUACGAGCGCUCUGCGACGAGCCAACUACGUUUGUCCUGGUGCUCAGUGGCGCACCCCUGGUGGUAUACCAUCCCCGGAAAGAUGCGAGCGUAUGAUCCAAAUCAUCAGUGAUCGCUGUGAGCAAAAAUACAUCAGACACUGCGACAUGAAUAUACCAAUCCAAUGGUGUUCGGCAACAGUGGCACGUCUUAUCCUUGCUAAGCUAUGGCUGAUCGUUCAUCAUCCCAUGACCCGCAAAGAUCGCAGCAACAUCUCGCAAGCAACACGCGAAAGCCUAUUCCAGACCGCAAUUGAAGUUCUUGAGUUCGGCCGUUUACUCGAAGCCGAUCCUAAAACUGCGAAAUGGGGCUGGUUGUUCCGCACCAAUAUGCAAUGGCACGGGGUCGCCUUUGUGCUUUCUGAAAUCUGCGUUCGUUCAAUGUGUCCAGUGACCGAUCGAGCAUGGAACGCGGUCAGCUCACUCUACGCAGACUGGGCAGUCCAGGCGACCCACAAAAAGGGCAUGCUCUGGCGGCCCCUUGCUGCUCUGAUGAAGCGAGCUACCGCCAGACGCGCGGCGCAGCACCAGGAGCUGAUAGAGACGUUCGGACCAAUACCUCCCAGUGGGCCUACAGUGAUUGGUGGGGAUGAUCAAUCCCUCCCGAAAAUUUACAUGCCCAAUCUACCAGCAGCUCGAACACCACUUGCAUCAGGCGAAAAUAUCGACAUUGAUCUUAGUCAGGGGCCACUGGGCGCUCUGCAAAACAUUUUCUCAGGCUCAGGCUUGGACCUCUUCGAUCCGUCAACCAAUCUGCUCAAUGAUUCUAUUCAAAUCGCCCCAGACACCUCCGUGAUGUCCUACAACUCCAUGAACAAUCCUCUUCUUAACCCAGUAACGUGCCCCGAGAUAUCUGAGGCACCUCAGCUUAGCUGGGAGGAAUGGGAUCAAGUCAUGCGUGAUUUCCAGAUGGAUGUUGAAAAUGACGAUUCUGAUCCGACCAAGGGGACAAACGUCGGUGAAUGGUUUGCUUGA
This is a messenger RNA of Penicillium salamii, 2403 nucleotides long. The record is from the annotation of a GenBank genome assembly. Lineage: Eukaryota; Fungi; Ascomycota; Eurotiomycetes; Eurotiales; Aspergillaceae.